Messenger RNA from Suillus bovinus, 1949 nucleotides. RefSeq names its product GMC oxidoreductase. Gene Ontology annotation, molecular function: oxidoreductase activity, acting on CH-OH group of donors; flavin adenine dinucleotide binding. Bases 86 to 1864 code for a protein of 592 amino acids. NCBI's taxonomy places the organism in Eukaryota, Fungi, Basidiomycota, Agaricomycetes, Boletales, Suillaceae. The record is from RefSeq and is a predicted model, not a curated record. The transcript has 26 exons.
AUCCAAUCACGCCUCGAGCACCCUCUCAGCGCCUGUGUCUCUAUAAGAACAGCUUUAAAUCUUAUUUCUCCUUACUAGCAGAGCAAUGUUGACCUCCGUCGAUGGAAUUAAAGAUCAAGUCUUUGACUAUAUCAUCAUCGGUGGUGGAACUACUGGCCUCGUCUUAGCGACGCGUUUAUCAGAAAACCCAUCGACUUCAGUACUCGUCUUGGAGGCAGGCAGCGCUCAUAUUGAUGAUGCCACUCUCCUGAUACCUCAACAACGUUGGUUGUUUAUGGGCAAAGCUGAAUACGACUGGAGCUUUAAAACUGAAACACAACAUCACGCCAGAGACAGAGUAUUCACGUGGCCUAGGGGAAAGGGACUUGGAGGCAGUUCCGCUAUCAACAAUCUCCUCUGGAAUAAGCCAGCGCGUCAGCACAUUGAUGCAUGGGGUGCGCUUGGCAAUGAUGGUUGGACUUGGGAAAACUUUCAGGCAUAUUCCAAGAAAUCUGAGAGGUUUGUGAAGCCGAACCAUAACACGGAUGUUUUGACGUAUGAUACCAAACUUCACGGGGAGCAUGGCCCCAUCUUCACAUCCUUUCCUCCUGUUAUUUCAAACCUCGAGAAAGAUUUCAGGAAGGCAAUGGAGGCCCACAAUGUCCCGACUAUUCAAGACGCAUCUUCGGGGGAGAUCCGCGGAACAUCUCCUUCUCUGUCCAAUUUGGACCCAUCGACGCAUCAUCGAGCUUACGCUACUAACAUGUAUUAUCAACCGGUCGCAGGCCGUACCAACCUAAAGGUUCUCGUCGAUGCCUACGUCACCGAGAUUAUUACAACGGAAGUCAACGGAUUGAUCACCGCUACUGGUGUCAAAUUUGUCGAAAGUGACAAUUCCUACAUAGCAAAUGUCGCUGGCGAAGUGUGUCUGACGGCCGGUGCAAUUAUGUCUCCGAAGAUACUUGAGAUGUCUGGCAUCGGCGAUCCUGCUGUUCUUGAACGGGCGGGUAUCGAGGUAAAACUUGACCUCCCUGGCGUUGGAAUGAAUGUUCAGGAACAUCUAUACACCGGAGUAACCUUCGAAUUGACGGAUCACUUUUCGGGCGAGCAGGAGGUCAAUACUUUUGAUUCCCUUGCCACAAACCUUGGCUUGCAAAAAGAGCUUCAUGCAAGUGGCAAAGGCACUUUGAACCUUAACACUGUCGAUAUCGCAUUUGUUGCAUUGGCUGAUAUUUCACCCGAGCUCAAUGCAAAAGUGAUUGCAUCCCUGCAAAGUGAGAAAGACGCAGGACUCGCCGCGCAGUACAAGGUACAAGCAGAGCAUCUUCGGCAGAACGUCCCUAGUCUCGAAAUUAUACUAGCUCCAGGACCAUCAAAGCCACCCUUGCAGGGGUUCGAUGCCUCGAAAAAGCAUGUUUCGAUCUGUUUUGCCGCCAACUGUCCGCUUUCUCGUGGAACCAUACAUGUUACAUCCAAAGAUUCGCUUGCGAUUGACCCACAUGUUUUCGAGAACAAAUUUGACCUGGACACCAUGGUUGAAUUAGUCAAGUUUUGCAGGAGGCUAGCUCAGACACCUCCCUUGAAAGGAGAAGGAGAAGGCCGACUCAAAGAGAUUCAUCCCGGACCAGAUUGUAAAGAUGAUGCCGCCAUCGCAGAAUGGAUUUGCAACAAUGUCAACACAACCUUUCAUACUGCUAGUUCAUGUUCAAUGCUUCCGAAGGAAUUGAACGGCGUCGUUGACCCUCAACUCAAGGUAUGGGGCACCCAUAAUAUCAGAGUUGCCGACUUGUCGGUCAUUCCGCUCCAUGUUGGCAGCCACACUCAAUCUGUGGCAUAUGCUCUAGCAGAACAAGCUGCGGACAUCAUCAAGGCGUCUCACAAGUAGUUGAACUCGACCGUACUAUAGUCACUUGUACCAAUAGGUGUACUUCUUGAGAAUUCCAGCCUUUUCGGAACUGUUUCAUUUGGCA